AUCCCAUCUCCAGUCCUCCACGCCGAGAUCCCCGUGCGCCUCCUCCCCGCGAUCCACCCUCCACCGGCCGCCGCGCGCCACCCGAGCAGCGUCUCCUCCGCGCGGCCCCGCAGCGCGUCGCGUCGCGCCGCAGCCGAUCGGCGCCUCCACGGGUAUUGCUGCUCCACCUACACAUCCUCCUCUCUGAACAUCUCCUCACCCUGUUGCCAUGCAGGAGGUGUAACCCUGCUCCCUCUUCUUCCUCGUGACCUAAAACAGAAAAAGUCCCGCCCUCCUGCCAGUCCAGAUGUCAGACCCUGACGCCUCCUCCACGGCAGACCGCCCGCUGCCGCUGCCGCUGCCGCUGCCGCUGCCGCUGCCCUCCCCCCGGACCUCCCUGCAGUUCUCCUUCCCCUUCCAGAGGGAGGGCAGUCGGGUUUGGGAGAGGGAGAGGAAACCUCCGCAGCCCAGAGAGCUUCCCAGCCCGCUGCCCACCAAGCGCACCCGCACAUACUCAGCGACAGUGCGAGCCAAAUCAGGUCCGGUCUACAAAGGGGUGUGUAAGAACUUCUCCAGGUCCCAGGGCCAUGGAUUCAUACGCCCCUCCCACGGCGGGGAGGACAUCUUUGUCCACAUCUCCGACAUCGAUGGGGAGUACGUGCCUGUGGAGGGGGAUGAGGUCACGUACAAGGUGUGCCCCAUCCCUCCCAAGAACCAGAAGAUCCAGGCUGUGGAGGUGGUGCUCACUCACCUGAAUCCAGUCACCAAGCACGAGACCUGGUCGGGUCAGAUCAUCAGCUCCUAGGCGCCGGGCUGAGGGAGGCUGUUUUUUGGGGGGUCGGGGGCCGGUAGUCAAGCUUUGAAUGUAUAUUUUGAGUGUUUCGCUUCGACGGCCAUCGUGUUUUAACUUAGAAAGUUAGCGCUUGGUGGUAGAUUUUAUUUUACUUACUAAAUAUAGAUCCGAUGAGGUCAGAAGACGCCAGAGAGGAUACCGGACUCUGUUUUGCUGCUUUGGCACGCUAACAAGUAAAAAGCUCAAUGAAGCUCAGAAUUUCAAUCCCGCUCUGGUCUUCCUUCUUUCUAUAAGCCGCUGACCGAUACAAGAGGUGCCAGCACUGCCAGAAGUCACCUGGCAAACAUGCGAUUAAAGAAAUCCACAAUCCAGCCAUAAUAUGUCGAGUUUACAAAGGCUGAUGGGAAUGGGGGCCUCACUGAAUCAAGAGGACAUUACAAUAACGUCCGUGUCCCGUCAGGCUUAUAGGACAGCUGCUCAGACCUGCCUUCAUCUCUCUGCCUUUGGAAGACAGCAGCUUGUUAGCUUGCGUGGCUAACGGAAGGAAACAAUCGAUGCACUCAGAGUGACACAAACACGAAUGGCUCUUAACGCUCGAGAGCUCUUUGAAUAAGGAAAGAUUUACCUUCUUAAUAUCGCAGCACUACUUUAUUUUGUCUACUUGAAAUCCUUUUUUUUUUUGUAGCCAUCUCCUAUGACGGUUGUGGCGGCAGAGACGGCGGCUGUAGGCCGGCCUGCCGCCGGGACGCGGGGCCCGAGGGGAGUCGCAGGGGGAGGACGGUCGGGGAUACGGGCAGCGGAUGGAGUGAUUAUCUGUAGACGUACUGGAGCAAUGAUGCAGCAUGAACCUAAAAAGGACACAAAGCAUGUGUAAUGAGGCCGUAAUAAAGUCAAAUAAGCGCGUAACGGGAAAUAGGAAUCGCCACAUGAGAAUUUAAAGAGGUGGUUCUGACGGAGAUGAACUGCUUAGUUUUAGGUGUAAAAUUGAACGUGGGAAAGAAACAAACUUUUAAAAAUACAUUUAUUGACUUAUUUAUUUUCUUUUGUAACUACGAGACCAUCAGGGUUAGUAAAAGCUGUGUUUAAAGUACUUGUGCUAAGCUACGCCUAUUUAAAUACACUGCACACCUCACUCUAAUGAUACUACCCCGUUAAUGCCCCUUUGCUGCUCCUCAUGUAAUCAUUGCCCACAAUGAUUUUGUCUGAUUUUUAAUGGUGUUUCUAACAAAAAAAGCAGUUUGGUUGUUUUGGAAAUUGGUUCUGUGCCUUUUGGUUGUGACUUUUUUAAAAGGUAGAAUGUGUGGAUUCUGUUUGGUCGCGCGGGACCACAUCUGCUCCCCCGAGCACCUUCGGUGUGUCCGCGCGCGUGAAUUAACCUUUAAGCAACACACAUCUGUCUGGUUUCCGUCCUGUGAGACCAACACGUUUGAUUGUGUUCUGUCCAAUCACUGUAACGUCUUUUGAAUAAAAACGACUGCAGAAUUCA
This is a messenger RNA of Gasterosteus aculeatus aculeatus (three-spined stickleback), 2258 nucleotides long. RefSeq names its product cold shock domain containing C2, RNA binding a (gene csdc2a). Gene Ontology annotation, molecular function: mRNA 3'-UTR binding. The record is from RefSeq and is a predicted model, not a curated record. Gene Ontology annotation, cellular component: cytoplasm. Gene Ontology annotation, biological process: regulation of mRNA stability. NCBI's taxonomy places the organism in Eukaryota, Metazoa, Chordata, Actinopteri, Perciformes, Gasterosteidae.